This is a messenger RNA of Parnassius apollo (apollo), 1443 nucleotides long. The record is from the annotation of a GenBank genome assembly. Lineage: Eukaryota; Metazoa; Arthropoda; Insecta; Lepidoptera; Papilionidae.
AUGUACGAGGCAGCAGCAGUUUUCCAUCGUCCUCCUCAUGUCCUACCACCAGAAAGUGGCACUCUUAUUCAAUACGUUGCAGAUAAUGCUGAUAUUAAUGUAAAUACGCUAGACGACAAUAACACGCUCCACAUAAUGGGUAUUAUUCAAAUUGUUACUCCAAAACAUUCAGUUUUACUAGAAGAACCUAUGCCACGAAUAAAAGAAACUCUUUCAGCAAAUGAUUUCAAGGCAAAAGCUCAUGUGCCGAUACAGACUUAUACAAAUGACGGUGUAGUAGGCUACAGUAAAAUAAAUUUUAAAGAUUUUGUUUAUGGAACUAAAACAGUAUCAUUUCUCAAAAAAGCUGAUGUAAUAUGGUUUUAUGGAAAAUGGGAAAAUGAGUCUUUACCCGGUUGGAAUGGUUUUAUUGAACGUUUAACAAAUAAUCAUACGAAUUAUUCUAAAUCUCAAAUUUCAUUUUUACCAUUUAUUUACCAACCAGCCAGUAACUAUAAUACUAUCUAUACGACUUUACUUUGUGCAUUAGAGAAUGCAAAACGGUAUGGCCACACUGUAUGCAUCGUGACUUUCGACCAGCCCCUGUAUGCUCGAGAAAUUGUAUCAGCCGCACCUGAGGGCUCUGAAUUAUCAAAAAUCAUCAUCAGACUUGGAGGAUUUCAUUUACUGAUGUCUUUUAUGGGAGCAAUUGGUCAUAUUAUGCAAGGAAGCGGCAUGAAAGAAGUACUAGCAGAGAUCUAUGCGUCAAAAUCAUUAGAAAAAAUGUUCAAUGGUCAUGCUUACGCAAGAGCUGUUCGAGCUCAUACACUACUUCAGCUUACUUUGGCAAUUGUAAUAUUAAAAGAAGUUGAAAUGAAUAACAUAAUGGAUGCAGAUCUAAUCAUAAAUAUCGAGCAUAUAUUAGAAUAUGAGGAACGAGGACCAACUGCAAAACUUUGGAUUCAAUAUUUUUGUAUGGUUUCCAUUGCUAAAGAAUUCCUAAGAGCUGAGCGUAUGGGGGAUUGGAAAGCUCAUUUAAACUGCGUCAAAGAAAUGCUUCCUUAUUUUCACGCGUCUGGACAUUUUCCUUAUGCUAAAUCUACACACCUUUACUUGCAGGAUAUGAAACAAUUACAGAAUUUGAUGGAUCCUGAAGUUUACAAAAAGUUUUCAGGAGGAUUUUUUACAGUUAGACGUUCAGGCAAAUUAAGUUGUGGAACUUCAACGGACAUGGUAAUCGAGCAGUCUAUGAUGAAAGCUAUGAAGACAGAUGGAGGUAUUGCUCGAGGGAGAAGUACAAAAGAGAGCGUCAUCAGUAAAUGGGUUUAUAGUAUGCAUGCUAUGAAUACAGUUUGUGACAAAUUAGAAGAUAUCGCAAAUGUUAGGAUGGAUACGACCGAGCAGCAUGUUGAUGCAAGUGAUUUACGAGUAAAAAAGAUGCUAGAGACAUACGAAGACUUUUAG